AUCAGAUCUGAGUUUAGGAAGAGGAUUUGUUGAUUCUCUGUCUCAGCGUCCCUUUACCUGUGCUCAGAUGGAGACCCGACGGUGAAGGAUUCGUCGGCUUCUGUGGUGAGCUUGAGCUAGUCUGUGGGGCUCUGGAGCUCGUGAAGUUCGAAGGUCAAGCAUUGUAUUGGCGUUUCUCCCGUUUCUGGCCACAACUUAGAUGUUCUGGUAUUAUUGUUGUACUAGCCUUAGUUUGUGUAGUAGUCUGCUCUUUGGAUCUGAGGUUUUCUCGGCGUGGGAUUGCUCGGAGAGAUUGUCGGGUUUCCUAGUCACCUUGUCACUUUGCUUGGGAUUCUUUUCCUCUUUCAAAACUGUUUUCUGGUGCACGGUGCAAGACUUAAACCGGCCCUGAUGUGGGUUUCUACUACUUCCAUCCAAUUUGGUGAGGUAGUCUUCAAGUGGGUUUGUGACGGUGUAACGGUUUUCUAAAAAAAUCUGUUAGAUAUAUAUUUUUUUUUUUAAAUACCAGAAGUAUUUUUUAAAAUAAAUCUAUGGAAAUAAAAAAAAAUCAUAUAAAAUUUUUUUUAUAUCUAUAUUGCAUUUCUACAGAAAUAUAUGAUACGAGUGUUAAUUAAGCUUAUUAGUUAUUAUCUUUGUGCCCUGUAAAACUUCUAAUGAUUUAUUUAAAAGUCCGCAGAUAAUAAUUGAUUACUAAUUCAAUUAUAAUUAUGGUUAUGAUAUUCUACGAAAUAUCAUAACAAACUUUCUGUAUUCACGCAGGCAUUUUUAUGAAAUAGGAAAAAGUUAUUAACUCUUAGAUUUUUUUUUGAACACUAUUAACUCUUAGAUAGUCUCUAUAAUAAAUGAUAAAAUAACAACAUCAACAUCAUCAAUCUUCUCUCUAAACCAACAAAAAGUCUAUGGAUUCGCAAACCACCUCCGGAAAUCCAACGUCCUCCGACACUCGACGUCGUUGGUGGUGGUCACGACCAAUAGUUACUCUUGAUCAUGAGCAAACUUUCAAGGAAUUUGCGGUUUUCAUUUCACCAUUUUUCGCCGGUUUUUUCAUCGCCGUUGCCAUAUACUUGAUCUUUUUGUUCAUCGACAAAGCUCACUCUCAGUCUCACCCCAAAUUCUCCAUCCAAUCCAUCACCGUCUCUCCCUAUUCCACCACGUGUCACGUCGACUUCCUCGUAAAAAAACCUAGCUCGAGAUAUUCUAUCUAUUACGACGUUGGUGAUGCUUCGGUGAGGUUCGGUCAUACAAACGUCGAUGUUUUUAACAUAACUCGUAAACGUAACAGCAGAGAUCACACGGCUUUCUCGUUGGACUUCGUUGCUGGAGAGGUAAAUGGAACCGACGUUGUUUCCCAAGAGCUUCACAUCAAACUUAGGGGGAACCACAAGCGUUAUGUAGAUUCUACUGAAGCUGGACAUUUUGAUCUCUUUGCCCAUUCUGUCUCCGUCACAAACACAAACGUAAACGCAAACAUCUCAACCGCUGACUGGAGAGUCGGUUUGGUUGCCAUGAGUCCGGUCACCGGCUGCAAAAUCUCUUUCCAUACAAUCAAGUCUCGUCUCCUUCGUGGAGAAGAAGUUGUGUCCGAGACAUCUCCGUCGGUGGAUGGUUUCGGUCAGGUUGUUACCUCCGACAAAACGGAUGGACCGGUCAUAAGUGUCGAUUUCAAAGGGGUUGUAACGCCGGGAAUUAUCGGCGAUGUGGUUAGGGGUUAUCGAGUGGAGGUUGUUGCCGGAGUGGACUCUGAUGGUUUCUUGAUGGUGUUGUGCGGCGAUCUACCGUUGAAAUUCACGGCGGACCCGGCGGGAAAUGUGAUUGGAUCGUUACUAGGAAAUAUGAAACGGUGUGACUACGUAUUCGAAGAUAACUUGAAUAUUCAUGUUUAGAUCUUAAAACUUUUAAUCAUCAUGAAUCUUUCAUCUCUAUCUACAAGUUAUUGGCU
Brassica rapa (field mustard) is the source of this 1939-nucleotide messenger RNA. RefSeq lists its product as uncharacterized. Gene Ontology annotation, biological process: defense response to other organism. Gene Ontology annotation, cellular component: plasma membrane; plasmodesma. The record is from RefSeq and is a predicted model, not a curated record. NCBI's taxonomy places the organism in Eukaryota, Viridiplantae, Streptophyta, Magnoliopsida, Brassicales, Brassicaceae.